Messenger RNA from Aphanomyces astaci, 528 nucleotides. RefSeq lists its product as hypothetical. The transcript is spliced from 4 exons. Lineage: Eukaryota; Oomycota; Saprolegniomycetes; Saprolegniales; Verrucalvaceae. The record is from RefSeq and is a predicted model, not a curated record. Bases 1 to 528 code for a protein of 175 amino acids.
AUGGAAGAAACUCAACAACUGGGUCGUCUGCGCUUUCGUGGGCGCCCUGCUUUGAGAACCGGUCCCAAGAAGCCGCCAAACAAGUACCGCAACGUGCACGUCUUCUACAAGAUGAAGCAAAGCGUCAUUGACAGCUUCGACGAGGUCGGCAUGGCAGCCACACUUGCCAAACACUUUCCACAACUCAGUGGAACCCAACUCAAUACGACAAGAAAGAAGCUGUAUGGGUGGCUCAAGCAUCGUGCUCACAUAAGGCAACGACACUCCCCAGGGAGUACGAAGAACAACUUGCUCGGUGGGUCAACUCCAUGCGUCAAGACGACCGCCAUUGACGCCGAUCAGGAUGAAGCCAGCUUUGCCGCGAGUUGGUCCGGCCAAGACACGCAAGGGGACGGUGACGCAGCGUUAGCCAAGUUCUCUGCGCGGGUUGCCGAGUUGGUCCGUGAGCACAGCAUCGACGUCAUCUACAACGCCGACCAAACGGGUGUGAACUACGAGUAUCUACCGACCAAGCAGGCAAGUGGAUAA